Molecule: messenger RNA, 2536 nt
Organism: Triticum urartu
Lineage: Eukaryota; Viridiplantae; Streptophyta; Magnoliopsida; Poales; Poaceae
Biological process (GO): protein K48-linked deubiquitination
Cellular component (GO): nucleus
Molecular function (GO): ubiquitin binding; cysteine-type deubiquitinase activity
Source: RefSeq, a predicted model, not a curated record
CCCGCCGCGACCGCGAUGGAGCCACCCGCACCCGGUUCAGAACCACCGGUCGAGGAGGACCGCAUCCAAGAACAUGACCCCAACUCCAACUCCAACGCCUCCUCCCCGGGCGCUGCUGCGCCGCCACCUCCCCCCGCGACGCCCCUCCACCUCGAGCAGGCCGGAGGCGGCGCCGAUGGGUCGAGCCCCGCCACGGUGGCCGGCCCCUGGAAGGGCAAGGGAAUCGCCGACAUUCCUUCUCCUCCGAGCUCCGCGAGCAGCAGCAGCAGCAGCAGCUCCCUCGACUUCGGCGCGGCCUUCGGAGGCGAGGUCGGGGAGUCGAGCAAGAUGGGCGGCAGAAAGGCGCGGGUGAGGUGGAGCCGCCCCGUGGUGGCGGAGACGAGGGAGGUCCCCAACGCGGCGGCGCAUCCGUUGGACUUGGACCCGAAGCUGGUCGCCAGGCAGCGGUUUAUCGAGCGGCUGAUUGAAGCGCGGGCGGCCGUCGACAAGGAGGAGCCGUUCGACCCCAACACGGUGUUCGAGCAGAUGGUGAUCGAGCAGCUGAUUCAAGAGCAGGCGGCCGGCGAGGAGGCGAACAGGCGACGGGAACAGCAGGCGGCCGUCGACAAGGAGAACAGGCGACGGGAACAGCAGGCGGCCGUCGACGAGGGGACCAGGCGAUGGGAACAGAAGUACAACUCGUUGCGCGCGGAAGAGGCGAUGUACCAGAAGGAACAGGAGAAGGUUGUGGUAAAGGUGAGACCCAAGCAGGACAAACUACCGCAAGUAAAGGGGAAAUCGUUGUGGAGUCGGGUCAAGAACAAGAUUUUUUGUGGAAAAGUAAGGGAAAUAUGUUCGGAACAUGUGAAGCACCAGAUAGUAUCUUCUUGUCUUCUUGCGCGUGUAUCACCUCCACCUCCCCGCGCGACGCCCCUCCACCUCGACCAGGCCGGAGGCGGCGCCGACGGGUCGACCUCCGCCACGGUGGUGGACCCGCGGAAGGGCAAGGAGACGCUGCUGCCCAGGGACAUUCCUCCUCCUCCGAGCCCCACGGACUACGCCGGCGGCGGCGCCGAUGGGUCGAGCUCCGCCGCGGCGUGGGUCCAAAGGAAGGGCAGGCUGGCCGCCGUUCCCUUUCCGGCACCUUUUCCCCCAAGUUCCGCGGGCAGCAUCCCCGACUUCGGAGCCGGGGGGUCAAGCUCCUCGGCGGGGAGGAGGAUGGUGGUGCCGAGGGACGCGACGCUGCCGUUCGACUACACGCGGGUGUUCCAGCAGGCGGUACGAGAGGGGCAGUCGGUUAUCAUCGAGGAGGAGCAGGUGGAAUCGCCGCACGCCAAAGACGCAGUCCCGGGAAAGGAAAAGGAGAAACUACGACAAGUCAAGGUGAGACCCAGGCCUGAAAAGGGGAAAUCACCCUGGAGCUGGCUCAAGAACAAGAUUUUUUGUAGAGAAGGAAGGCAAAUAUGUUCGGAACAUGUCCAGCACCAGACACAACCCAUCUCCGAAGUAAGGAAUCGUUAUAUGGUUUCUUCUAAUGGGAUGAACAGUCUUGAUGGCUAUUCAGAAUUUAGACCGGUGAUUGGAGAUGGGGAGUGUUUCUACAGGAGCUUCAUAUUUUCCUACCUAGAGCAAGUUGUUGAUAGGCCGGACACAGAUGAGGAACGCCGUUUCCUUGAUGUUGUUGAAACAGCGUCUGCACGACAUGCAGAUCUUCGAUGGAACUCUAAGUUUCCCAGGAGCAGCAGAGCAUUUAAGAAGCUGCUUGAGAAAGUAAAGAGAUGGAAGAACACGGAAUCAAGUAGCAGUUGCCGUAAAGAGGAACUUCUCAAGUUCUUCAGCACAUAUGAUAAGACGCAAGACAUUUUUGCUUUCCUCAGAUUACUAGUAGCUAUCCAGAUAUGCUCGCACAGUGCAGAGUAUGUACCGCAUAUACCAGAUGUCGCCAGUGGAGUUUACAGUCUGAAAGUUUGGUGCUUUCUGUACGUCACUCCAGCUCGUGUGGAAUCGGAAGGUCUUAUGAUGAGGGCCUUGGCCAGCGCGCUUGACGUAACCCUCAUAGUGGAAACAUUCCAAGGAGGAUAUGCUCGAGAUAUCUACACUAGUCCUGGAGUUCCCCGUCCGGCUGUGACCCUGCUGUACAAUGGUAAUCACUACGACAUCAUCUACCCGCGCGCUCCUCCUUCCGAGAGUUCAAGUCAUCAGGCUUCCUAGAUAGAACAUCCUGGUGAUCAGAGUUCAAUUCAACAGACUUCCUAGAGAGAACAUCCAGCUGACCAGAGUUCAAGUCAACAGAUUCCUCUGGAUUAAAGUUGUGUUGGGCUGCUGCCGUUGAAUGAGAGUGUUGCUGAGUUUAGUUGUAGAGUAGAUCCACCGAUGAAGUUGGGGUAGGCAUAGCAUAUACUUUUGCAUUCUUCUUCUGUUGGCUGGUAUACGAGUGAAUGUUCUGUGAUCGCAUUCGAACUUCUUAAUUGUGUUUUUGAAAUUUGAACAUGGGCAUGAUAUCGGCUGGUCUUUUUUGUAUGUUCUGGAAGACACAAAUAUUGCUCUUGUUUGGACA